CGGGGCCUUAGGCUAGGCUGUGCUUGCGGAGGGUGUCUGGGCUUAAACUUCCACCAAAUAAUAGCUGUUUGUGUUUUGCUGCUGCAGGAGCCAUUUUAGGAUACUGACAUGAGGACAAAGCCUCAGCUGUAGAAUAAACACCUUCUUCCUAUCCAUUUUAACUGAACAAGUUUCUUCAUUCCUCUCUUCCUUAUAAGAAAAGGCAAUGUAUUGCUCCUGGAGAAGAAAUAAUAUACAUCCCAAAAUUGAUGAUAAUGAAAAUACAGAAGAAAGAAAAACAGCUGCCAAAUUUUAAAGUAUUGAGUCAUUCCCCAAUGUCUGAUGCCUCUCUCAACUUCGAAUGCAAGCCACAGUCCCCAUUUGCUGACAACAUAGAUCAGGAUGAUUUUCAUGACCUGGUGACAAUCUCUGACUUGGCCAGUGUGAGCCUGGCCCAGAAGGACCAGCAGGAUGUGGUACCUGCAGAAGUCCCCAAUGAGAUUCUGCAGACAAUGGUGACCUCCCAUAAUGGGAUGCAAGACGAUGGGGAUGGGGGCACUGGGGUGAAGAAGAAACGGAAGAAAAAAGAACCAGGGCAGCAAGAGCCAGGUGGUGGGAAGGAAGCAAAACCAAAGAGGAAGAGAGAACCUAAGGAACCAAAAGAACCCAAAAAGCCCAAGGAGCCCAAAAAGCCCAAGGAGCCCAAACAGGAGGGGGCCAAAAAACCCAGGAAGCCACGGGAGCCCAAAGUCCCAAAGGAGCCUAAAGAGAAGAAAAGCAACUCUCCUCCCAAAGCCAAGCCCAAGAAGGCCAGCAGCAUGGAGCAAGGACCAACUCCUGUUGAGAAGAAGAAAAAAGGGAAAAGGAAAAGUGACACUCCAGUGGACAGCCUAGAACUAGAUCAAAGUCUUCUUUCAAUGUCUGGGCAGAGCCCUGAGGAGUCUGCUGAAUCAGCUGAUAGCCAGGUAUGCUUGGACCUCUCACUCUGUGGGUAG
This is a messenger RNA of Sceloporus undulatus (fence lizard), 974 nucleotides long. Its product is annotated as chromodomain-helicase-DNA-binding protein 6-like. The record is from RefSeq and is a predicted model, not a curated record. Lineage: Eukaryota; Metazoa; Chordata; Lepidosauria; Squamata; Phrynosomatidae. Bases 249 to 974 code for a protein of 241 amino acids. The transcript is spliced from 5 exons.